AUGCUGGAGUACGCGCUGCUGUCGGACGUAUACAAGGUCGACACCUUGCCGUCGGGCAAGACCAAGCACAAGACCGCCCGGAAGUCCGGGGAGCGGCAGCAAGACGAGAUGAGCCAGCGACGCCUGGAGAGCUCCCCCCAGCCUCAGCCCUUGGCGGUGCCCGUGUCCCACGAGCGAUACGAGACCCUCGACCAUCUGCGGCCGUACGAAGGUCCCACGUACGUCGAGGCAAAGGGGAGGUACCCGACGCGGUUCGUGGAGCGGAGGCCGGUCGUGUACGAGACGUUUGCAGAUCCGGACCCAUACGAUGGUCGAGAUCUCGAUUCAUACGCAUCGGAUCACGAGUGCCGGUGCAGGAUAUGCAACGGGAGGAUGAGAAGCAGGAGGCGACGCACGAGCGCCCCAUACGAUCUGGAGGGGCUCAUGAGGAACGUGCUGUUCAGCUUCGCCAUAGGCGCGUUCGCGGUGUACCUCCCUCCCGUCGAACACGAUCUUCUCCUCUCGCUCGGUGUGCUCGUUGAGGGCGGACAGCAAGUCCCCGUCCGCGUCCGAGACCAAGACCUCCGAACCCCGUCUGAACUCCUCGAUGCUCAACGGACCCCCGAACAUCGCCAGCUUGCGACGGAGAGGCGCCCCCCUGAUCCCGUAAGCGGAGGCCGUCGCGGAGGAGAGCGGCGCCCGUCCGUUCCCGAGCCUGAUCUUAGACCGGAACAGGGAGAGGAACGUGCAACACCUGUCCCUGUUCACGCUGUUGCGCUCCAGAUUGAACGACUUGCAGCAAUCGAAGGAGCAGAACCAGCCCAUGGUGCUGAACACAUUGCGCCGCUCGUCGUAGGCGACGGGCAAGGGACGCAGCUCAUCCUCUUGCUGCUGGCUCUGCUGGUGGCCGCCGUCUUCUUAUCGUGCAUCGGCAGCCGGUCGGGGGUGGAAUACUUCGCCGACGAGACGCGUGGGCCGUUCGGCCAGUCGGACCUCUCGUACUCGCGAUUCGUCACCAACCAGCAAGAGCCGUUGGAUCCCGCCUCGGGUCCCCUCGUCAUCACGUCCCUUCCCGGUGGCACCACGACCGCGUCCCCUCCCCUCACCCAGAUGGUCCCGACUAUCAACGCGGACCUGGUGCAGGCGGCACCCAUGCUCGGGCCGGCCGUCUCCCCGACCGUGCGCACGACCGUACCGCAGCUAUUCGGCAUGGAAGCCGCCAGCGCGACGAACGCGGCGGCCCGUCCCUCGACCGUCCCUCCUCCCGCGGACGGCCGCAUCGCGCUGCCCCCCUCGGCCGCGAGCCUGGCCAUGGUGCAGAACCUAUACAACGCUUGA
Messenger RNA from Klebsormidium nitens, 1317 nucleotides. NCBI's taxonomy places the organism in Eukaryota, Viridiplantae, Streptophyta, Klebsormidiophyceae, Klebsormidiales, Klebsormidiaceae. The record is from the annotation of a GenBank genome assembly.